Molecule: messenger RNA, 2825 nt
Organism: Micropterus dolomieu (smallmouth bass)
Lineage: Eukaryota; Metazoa; Chordata; Actinopteri; Centrarchiformes; Centrarchidae
Exons: 5
Coding region: 929-2662 (577 amino acids)
Source: RefSeq, a predicted model, not a curated record
AAGAGGAGGAGGACGAGAGCACAUUGGAUGAGAGGGAGCAGGGCGCUGCCAUUGGGGAAGAAAAUGGGAAUGAGGCUGAAAAAAACCAGACAGCAGAUGAAGUGCUGGAGCAGGAAGACACUGAAACAGUUACAGAAGGCCGUGAAGAAGAAGACAUUUUAACAUGCAGGGGGAAAAUUGGGCAGAAUGCUGAAACAGAGCUGCACACAGAUGAAUUCACAUAUGGAGAAAAAGAAGAGGAUGUGGCUAAGGACACUGAAGUCCAAACCAAAACAAGAGAAACAGAUGAUCUUGAAACAGAAAACUCAGAUGUGACAACAACAGAGAUUUCAGGAGAUGGGAGAUUUUUUGAUGAAUGUCAAGUAGAAGAGGAGAGGCUCUCCAGUGACAUAGGAAAGAAAGAAGAAACGGAGAAACCACUUGUUGAACCUGUCAUUCAAGAGUCAGGACUUUUCUUUGAGGAAGAGGAAGAAAAGUUGUCGGUUGACUCAAUGAAGACGGGGGUCGAACACUCAGAGAAGGAAUUUGAGACGGAAUUCGGCUUAAGAGAUGAGGCUGACAAGACAACAAAAGAGCUGCAAGACGGGACUGAAGAGCUUUUGGUUAAAUUUGAGAUAGAUGAAGGCCUAUGUUAUUCCAAAGAAGCUGAGGCCGCUGCGGGGCAUGAGACCACAGGAGCUGCAGCAACAGAAGUACAGAGGAUGACAGAGACAAACUUCUUUCAGGAGUCGGUAGAUGCCAUAAACUCAGAGCAAAACAGCAACAUGACACUUUCUCUACUAGACGACAUAACUGAAUCUGGAUUCCAGAAACAGUCAGAGGGUAGUGAACCUAACCUACUUGAAGAGAGUGCUGUAGAAAUGCAAGAUGCGGGGAUAGACAUGGAAGAAACGGGUUAUGCAGUUGAGGAGGAUGCAGCAGAAAUGUUAUGCAGAUCAAAGAUGCAGUAGAAAUGUUAAAUCUGCAGGUAACGGGAAUGGCAGCUGAGCUAACCACAGGAAGGAACGAAAAAGAAAAUUCUUUGAUAGCAGAAUCUGAGUUGUAUAGAGCAGUGGAGUCACUAGAGACAAGAAAUCUAAUAUUAGACAAAACACUUGAGAUAAGCAACGACGAGGUGUUAACAGAUGUAGAAGUAACUCAUGUAUCAACAACAACCGAGUCCAAACAAAAAGAUUUGACUAGAAUAUCAACAGAUGAUAUGGCAAAUGUGACAGAGUCAGAGGGGAGUCAUGCUGAAGAAACGGUUAGCUCAAUCAGUGGACGUCAAGAUGUGAUCGAUGAAGAAAUCCUUGACUUGUGGCUACAGACGGCGUUGCCAGAGGACACUGAUGGCAUAAAACAACAAGAAGUCAGUAGACAACGAAUAGACAUGGGAAUAGAGCCAUCAAAUGAGGAACAAGAUGGAAUCUCAUCAGUGCAGACAGAGAAAGAUAAAGAGCUGCUUGUGGAGUCAUGUUCAGAGAAGUCUGAAGUAGUGAGUGACACAGAUAUGUCUUCAUCAACAGUAGAGUCUGGAUUUUUGGACCAGUCUCUCAGUGAAUGGGGCACACAAAACAAUGAAACUCAGCUAUUGAAAUCAACUAGCACUGGGUCAUUUCAAGGCAUAUAUGACUUGUUGGCUAAUAUGUCAGAAUCAGCAGACAUCUCUGAAUUGUCUAAACAACAGGUUAACUCUGGAUCUCAGGAUUCAUUGAUGGAGGAAACGGCUGCGACAGGGCAAUCAAAUGUGCUUCACCCUGAUUCAAGAGUUACAUCAGAGGCUAAACAUCCAAACCAAGAAUUGGAUAAAUCACAAGAAAGAGUUGAAACAGUGGAGACUGAAACUGGAUCACGGAAAGAGAUUAAUGCUGAGAUAACAGAUUUGGCACGGGAUGAUGCCUGGAAAGACACAGAAAAGGCAGAUGUUAAGUCACUAACAGAAAUGAGCGCUCCUUUCAAAGAUGAGCCUCUCGAGAUUACUCCGUGUGAUUCUCCAGAUGAAAUCAAACACACUGAAACAGGACAAACUAUAAGUGGCUCUGAGACUUCGUCAGUGGAGGGAAAUGUGUUGACAGAAUCGGUUUCACAAGGCGACACCUACACCGAUUCCGAGAAGUUAUUGAAGUUGCCCUCACUGGACAAACCACAGCCCGGAUGGUCAGAAGACAUUGCUGACUCAUUUCCUGGACUGAACAGGGCUGGGGUGCCGACGACAGAGUCUGAAAAUCAGAUGGAGUCAUUGCAGGUCGACGCCUCUGUGCUGGACUUUACUGCGCAAAGGUCAAGAAUUGCUGUUAAAAACCGUCGUGUAAGGCCCCCCAAAGAUCCCCGCUCCCUGCUGCAUAUGCCCUCAGCGGAUCCCACACCCUCUUCACAUCUGCCAGUCAAAGUCCCUCCAGGUGUGCCUUUGGGAGGUUUGGGCAUUGGAAUAAAGCUGCCUGGGUUUGGUGCAGGUUUUCCUGUUUUAAAAAAGACGCGACAGGUGGCAAGAGAUGAGAAUAGCCAGGAAACCCUCCCACAGUAUCAACAGGAACCUGAGACAAAGCCAGAGGAGAAGAGUGACACUCCCAAGCAAGAGGAGGCACAACACAAACCUAAAUGGAUGCCACCAAGACAUCCAGGAUUUGGAAAUCCACUUAUGUCUGAACUGAAGACCAAACUGAAGAAAACCACAAAAGAGUGAGAAGAAGAUGGAAGAAAAUGCUUUGUGUUCAUAUCUGAAUGUAAAAUAUAAAUUGCUUUAUUUUUGAUGUGUGUAUCAAACUGAUUACAGUGAUGAAAGGUUCGUUGUGACAAUUACGUGGCCAAUGUAUAACUUUUGUAAUAAAGCCUCACUGUAAAUGGAA